UCCGGAGAGCUUGGAGAAGCAAGAGAACCCGGCUGCCGCUGCCGAGCUGCCGCUGCUGCUGAGGGGAAGCAGGAAAACAUCAUGAGCUCCAGGAAGGUAAUGGCCAUUCAGGCCCGAAAGCGGAGGCCGAAAGGGAAAAAAGACAAGACAACCCAUCAUCGAAGGCCUGAGACCCAGCAGAAAGUCCCGUCGGCGCCCCCUCCCCCACCACCCCCGCCUCCCCCUCCGGAGCCAGUGCCUCCCCCUGAGCCAGAGGAGGAGAUCCUGGGCUCGGACGAUGAGGAGCAGGAGGACCCCGCCGACUACUGCAAAGGAGGGUACCACCCGGUGAAGAUCGGGGACCUGUUUAACGGGAGGUACCAUGUGAUCCGCAAGCUGGGGUGGGGACACUUCUCCACCGUCUGGUUGUGCUGGGACAUCCAGGGAAAGCGCUUUGUGGCCAUGAAGGUGGUGAAGAGUGCCCAGCACUACACAGAAACGGCGCUGGAUGAGAUCAAGCUGCUGAGAUGCGUCAGAGACAGCGACCCCGCCGACCCUAACAAGGACAUGGUGGUGCAGCUUAUCGAUGACUUCAAGAUCUCGGGAAUCAAUGGAAUUCAUGUGUGUAUGGUGUUUGAAGUGCUGGGGCAUCAUCUACUGAAGUGGAUUAUUAAGUCUAACUACCAAGGCCUGCCACUGCCCUGUGUCAAGAGUAUUAUCAGACAGGUUCUGCAGGGCCUGGACUACCUCCACAGCAAGUGUAAGAUCAUCCACACGGACAUCAAGCCCGAGAACAUCCUGCUGUGUGUGGACGAUGCCUUCGUGCGCCGCAUGGCGGUGGAGGCCACCGAGUGGCAGAAGGCCGGAGCCCCUCCUCCCUCUGGCUCCGCAGUCAGCACAGCCCCUCAGCUUAGGCAGGUGGGCAAGAUCUCCAAAAACAAGAAGAAGAAGCUGAAGAAGAAGCAGAAGCGGCAGGCCGAGCUGCUGGAGCGCCGCAUGCUGGAGAUCGAGGCGCUGGAGCGCGAGGCCGAGAAGCAGCGGGCCAACGACGACCCCGACGAGGCCGAGGGCGAGGGCGACUCCAACUCCACCCCCACCAACCACCCCAAGCCCAAGCCCAGCACCGCCCCGGGGCCCGCCAUCGCACCCGCCGACACGGACGACGACGACGACGACGACGACGAGGUGGAUGAAGAGGAUGAGGGCGAGGGAGAAAGGGAGAGGCCUGUUCGGCUCACCAACCACACCUGUGCGGCUCCGGAGCAUGUAGCGGACACGUCGGCGGAGAUCCCCCCAGAGGCAGUGGACGGGGAUGGGGAUGGGGACAAGGACGGGGACGAGCAGCCCAGCCCAGAGAGAGAGAGCCGCAGCCCCACCAACCCCCAGCCAGAGGGAGAGACUGAGACCAAGGACAAGAAACAGGAGGAGAAGAAGGUGGAGGAGAAGGCGGAGGAGAAGGCGGAGGAGAAGGAGGAGGAGGAGGGGGAGGGGGAGGAAGAGGAGGAUGACGAUGAUGAGGAAGAGGAGGAGGAGGAAGAGGAAGAAAAGGGGGGACAAAGAGAUGUCGUGGAGCAGGAGAACAAAAACAAAGAGGAGAAAUCUGAGGAGGGAGAGCAGCAACAACAGCAGCAGGAGCAGCAACAGGAGGAGGAGGACAACAAGGAGGAGAAGAAGGAGGAGGUGAAACAGCAGGAGCCCAAACUGGAGAAGGAAUCGCCAAAGACAGAGGAGUGCAAAGGAGAGACUGAGCAGGAGAAGGAGGUGAAGGAGGAGAAGGAGUCCAGCGGGCAGGAGAAAGAGGCCGGGGGAGAGGAGGAAGAGGAGGACGAAGACGAGGAGGAGGACGACGACGACGACGAGGACGAAGACGACGACGACGAAGAAGACGAUGACGACGACGACGAGGAAGAGGAGGAAGAUGACGAGACCCAGAGGAUCAACUCCACCAACACCAACGCCACCCUCGCCACCAGCCUCAACAUCAGCGCCACCAUCAGCGCCGACGCCUCCAAGGCCAACGGGCACGUGGUGCUGGCCGUCAAGGAGCUGGCGCUGGACCUGGGCGUGGUGGCGGCGCCGACGCCCACCACCACCACGCUGCUCUGCCCGCUGGUGGAGUCCGAGAUCAGCGUCACCGACCGCGACAUCUCCACCGCCUCCUACGAGCUCUUCAACGGCGAGAUCCCCGCGCUGACCAACGGCGGAGGCGGGAGCGUGGUGGGGGUGGGGAGUGUGGUCGGGGGCGGAGGGCGCGGGGGAGGGAGCGGGGGACGCCACCGUGGCACCUCGCCACGCUUCCCCGAGCUGCCGCUGGACCCCGAGCCCGGCGGCCACGAGCGCCCGCAGCAGCAGGGCCCCCUCAGCCCCAGCGGAGACCGCAGCCGCACCGUCUCCUCCUCCAGCACCGGAGACACGCCCAAAGCUAAAAUUCGAGCAGCCGACCUGCUGGUCAAUCCACUGGACCCGCGCAACGCAGAGAUACUCAGAGUCAAGAUCGCUGACCUGGGCAACGCCUGCUGGGUGCACAAGCACUUCACAGAGGACAUCCAGACACGGCAGUACCGCUCCAUCGAGGUGCUGAUCGGGGCCGGCUACAGCACUCCCGCAGACAUCUGGAGCACCGCCUGCAUGGCUUUUGAGCUGGCCACUGGAGACUACUUGUUUGAGCCACACUCAGGGGAGGACUACUCCCGUGAUGAGGACCAUAUAGCCCACAUCAUUGAGCUGCUGGGCGUUAUCCCACGACACUUUGCACUCUCUGGAAAAUAUUCCCGCGAGUUCUUCAACCGAAGAGAUCACAUCGCUCUGAUCAUGGAGCUUCUGGGGAAGGUCCCACGUAAGGUGAUUGCUGCCGGGAAAUACAGCCGCGAGUUCUUCUCCAAGAAAGGCGAGCUGAGACACAUCACCAAGCUGAAGCCGUGGUCGCUGUUCGACGUGCUGGUGGAGAAGUACGGCUGGUCGGCGGAGGACGCGGGCCACUUCACGCACUUCCUGCUGCCCAUGCUGGAGAUGGUGCCGGAGAAGAGGGCGUCGGCCGGGGAGUGCCUCAACCACCCCUGGCUCAACUCGUAGCAGCGCUGCCCCGAACACCACCCUCGCCACGCAGCGGCGGGCAGCAGCAGCAACAGCCUCCUCCAGGACUGCGCUGUCUCCAUACGGACUGGAGCGAGGGAAGCACCAUCUUGAGAGAGACAGAGAGAGAGAGAGAGCAAGGAGGAAGAGGAAGAGGAGAAAGAGAGAGAGGAAUAGAGGAGUGGAAAUGGAUGGACUGGAGAGAGAAGGUGGGCCAGGACAUUUUACGUGUGCAUGUGUGAGAGAAAAAAGACAACAGUGGUUAAGGCCACUCCUUAAACACACUCACUCACGCAUUCACACACAUACACACGACACACCGACACACACACACAUGCCUCACACAUUCCCGGUUCUUGAACACAUUCCCAUUGCAUGUCGGAAAUUGGAACACACGUCAAGCAGACGGCGUCUCCUACCCGAAGCAUUUACUGUUCCAUUAACACAGCAUUUCAACAUUCCUUUCACAUUCACUUACCUACAGUACUGUACAUCACCGUCUCACGCAGACUAAACCAAGUCUGACAAACGGAAAUGGUGGACUUUUGUUGCUCUUCAGAUGUUUGUAGGAACCUCUUAGUAUCUAGCUAACACUUGAUAUUGUAACUUUGCUAUUGAAAUUACUAUUGGUAAAAUGUAACAUUUACCAUAGAUUCAGGUUACAGUGUUUGUAGAUGCAGAGUUGUGGACGUAUGACUUAACUUCUGAUGCCAUCACAUACGGAACUCAAAACGUGCAUGAUAACAUACAUGGAACUCCUACCGAAAAAUGAUCUCUUGAUACUUCUGAUAGGGAUUUGGUUGUCCUUCUCUGGGGGGGCGUAAAAAAAGCUGUGCCUUUGGCUGAGCUCUCCUGAAUGUCCUUGCCUGCCGUCUUCUCAAAAGACCACCCCCCCCCCCCCCCUCACCCCCCCAGGCUGCUGACUGAAGUGAUGUAGCUAACACUGAGCCUCAACAACCUGCCUUCUCUCACAGGCUGCUCGGCAUGAACUAGCUCUCGUCGCGUCCACCUCCUCCGCUCAAGGACGUGGCCGAGGACGUUACCGGACGAGGGUGCGUUCAUGUGGGUGCCGGUCUACACAUAACUGCCACACACGACGUUCACUGAAGUCCACGCUUCUUGGCCUCCGAGGGUCUGCCUGCACCGGUCACACCGCUCUGUUUCGGGCCCACCUCUCCUUCCUGGUCUCUCUCGGGCCAGUCUUCCUCAUGCUUGCUUUUUCUCUCUCUCUCUCUCUCUCUUUCUGGGGUGCUCUCCUCUCCCGCAACCCAGACUAGCUCUUAAGCUGAGCUACGGACCCCAAGUUGAGGACCGAAAGCCCUGCCGCUGAACUGUUUACAUCCCUGAGUCCCGUUCCCCUGAAACCCUGUCCAAACUCCCCCCACCCCGCCCCCAAAAAAGAAAAAAAAUUCCAUACGAGCCCUCUCCCUGAAGUCCCUGAGACCUGCGCCAAGCUGCAUGACCCAGCUCCUGCAGUGGACAUCGAUUGGGGCGGGGGGGGGGGGGGUGAAUAAACAGAAUACAAAAACAAACAACAAACAGAAGUGAAAUACAACCCCAGCCUGCCCCCUGCCCUCCCCAAAAAAAAACCCAAAUCUAUACAAAGAGAAAGCAAGACUGGUUUGGAUUGCUCGGUCUUAAGAGACGUUUCUUUUUCUCGUUGUGGCGCUGCGAAAGCGCAGCAUGGACGACUGUGGGGACUGACACGGUGUGUUCAGAUGUGAAUUGGAGAUUUUGUUUGUUCGCGUUAUGAACAACGUUUUUUUUGUUUUCCUUUCCCGUAUUUGUUUGCUUUCUCUCUCUCUCUCUCUCUCUAUGGCCAGGGAGGUGGAAGCCACCGCACGCUUUUCCAGGUGUCCUCUGUAAGGGCACCCCGGCCUCCACCCAUCCCUGUUUCCUACACCCUCUCUCUCUCUCCUUACAUUCCCCUCAAUCCUGUCAGCCCCAGUGAUGCAUCUCCUCCAGCACGUUACAGUACCUGAUCCCCCACUGCUCCUCCCCAGACCCCCCAUCUCCUCCCUUGCUUCUUCCCUCCCUGGAGUCUCUCCCAUUCCUGAACUCUGUCCAGAGACAGUGGGGGGAAGCUUUUUGGCCUAGCGGAGGUUGCACUUGCGUUGGUAGCGUUUUUUCUGUUUUCGUUUUGUUUGUUUGUUUGUUUGCUUUUUUUUUUUCGUUCAGGGAAAAUGACCAUUGUACAGGACUCCAGAGAUUCCGCUCGACCCCCAGUGAUGGAACAUUGGACCGAUGCCAGCAGUGACGAAUAGCAAACGGCGACUCCAAAAGGAGGAGGAGGGCUGUGUUUGAGGGAGGCUAACGGCGCUGGCCUCAGCGCACCUGGCCGGGGCCAAUAGGGCGCCUGCAGCCAGCCAGAGAGGCUGGUGGAAAUGGGAAACUGUGCUCCCCCACCCCCCCCUUGUGGCCAACGAGGGCAAUGCACACCGCAGCUCUCAGUGCCGACCCCGUCUCAUCACUCUUCCACUGUGUCGCCUCUCAGACCAUAACCACCACCACCAUUUGUCCAGUUGCCUAUUUUUUCGCAAUAAAUAAAUGAGUAUAAAGUAGAUGGUGAAAAAAUAUUUUUAAAAAGCGAUAUUUAAUUCAUUUAAAGAGUCGAAAAAAAAAAUAAACAAAGAAUUUCUCUGGUGUUGUGACAGUGACUGAAUUGUGUUUUUGUCUGUUAGAGAUGUUUUUAUUUCUUUUGUAAUUAUUAUGAUUAUGAUUAUCAUUAUUAUUAGUACAAUUAUUAUUAGUUAUUUUUCACUUGGUUGUCACCUCGGCCCCCUCUCAUACGUGAACAGUGCUGCUCUGUUUGGACGGGUGGGAUGGUGAUGAAAUUGAUCAAACAUUUUUGCAAUAAUAGUAAUGAUGAUGAAUUUUUUGCACCAAAAGCUCUUGAUCUCACUCUUUCAGCCAUGCUGACUGUUCUUCCUGACAUCUGACAGAAUUGCGUCUCUUCUUGUCUGUGUUUUUCAUUGACAGAUUUAAUAAAAUUGUAAAUUAAUGGA
This is a messenger RNA of Sardina pilchardus (European sardine), 6056 nucleotides long. It is a transcript of the gene srpk2, whose product is annotated as SRSF protein kinase 2. Lineage: Eukaryota; Metazoa; Chordata; Actinopteri; Clupeiformes; Clupeidae. Bases 82 to 3051 code for a protein of 989 amino acids. The record is from RefSeq and is a predicted model, not a curated record. Gene Ontology annotation, cellular component: nucleus; cytoplasm. Gene Ontology annotation, molecular function: protein serine/threonine kinase activity; ATP binding. The transcript has 18 exons. Gene Ontology annotation, biological process: regulation of mRNA processing; spliceosomal complex assembly; peptidyl-serine phosphorylation.